Messenger RNA from Brassica napus (rape), 4451 nucleotides. RefSeq names its product protein starmaker-like. The transcript has 2 exons. Lineage: Eukaryota; Viridiplantae; Streptophyta; Magnoliopsida; Brassicales; Brassicaceae. Bases 1 to 1446 code for a protein of 481 amino acids. The record is from RefSeq and is a predicted model, not a curated record.
AUGGGUUGCGGACAAUCAAAACACGAUGUUGUUACGGGUAACACCACGACGGUCCGAAAACCUUUGGAAGCUGAAUCAGUGAAGGGCCAAGAGAACGAGACAAUUAAAAGACAAGAAAGCUGCCGGUGCAAGAAAACGAACGACAUCUCAGCUGUGGUUUCUUCAAACCAGCCAAAAACCACCGUGGAAAAUAAUACCAAUAAACUGGAGGAAAAGAAAGCUGGAGGAGAUUGUGGCGAGAAGCCGGAGGGAGAGACAAAUGAUGAACAGAAACAUGAGGAAAAGGAAGCAACCACUUUGCCGUUGGUGACAGCGACAGUGUCGGAAAAUAUUUUGACGGAGGAAACCGUUAACGACGUAAAUGAGAGCAUUUUGCCUGUGGAUGAACAAAAGGAAAAAGUUGAUAGUGAUACAAUUGUAGAAGAGGAAAAAAGUACGGAAGAUAAAACUUCUGGUAACGUUGACACUAAAAUUCUACUUCCCGAGGUUGAAGAACCAAAACUGGAUGUAGAAACUCCAAUAACAACGGAAUCAGAAGUUCAAGAAGUUUUGACCAAAGAGGAUGUAGAAAUUGCUACCUCGGAAAAUGUUGAAACCGAGUCCAAAGAAAACGAUGACACUUUUAUUUUGAAGGACGAAGAUGAAGUUAAUUUUGUAGAGAAUGUAGCCGCCUCGAAAACUGUCGAAAUUACAUCCACAGAAAACGACGACACUUUUGUUUUAAAGGACGAAGAUGAAGUCGAUCUUAUAGAGAAUGUAGAGACUCCCGCCUCAGAAAACGAAGACACUCUUGUUAUAAAUGAUGAAGCUGAUCUUGUAGAGACUGUCCAAAGUGUGUCCGCAGAAAACGACGACACUCUUGUUUUAAAGGACGAAGAUAAAGUUGAUCUUUUAGAGAAUGUAGAGACUCCGGCCUCAGAAACUGCAUCUACAGAAAACGAUGACACUUCUGUCUUAAAGGACGAAGAUGAAGUUGAUCUUGUCGAGAAUGUAGAGACUGCUGCCUCGGAAACUGUCGAAACUGAGCCCACAGAAAUCCAUGACACUCCUAUUUUAAAGGAUGAAGAUGAAGUUGAUCUUGUAGAGAAAGUAGUCGAACAUGUGUCUACAGAAAACGAUGACACUCUUUAUUUAAAGAAGGAAGAUAAAGUUGAUCUUCUAGCGAAUGUAGACACUUCCGCCUCAGAAACUGUCGAAACUGUGCCUACAGAAAAAGAUAACACUCAUGUUCUAAAGGAUGAAGUUGAUCUUGUAGAGAAUGUAGAGACUGUCAAAACUGCGUCCACAGAAGACGAUGACAUUCUUGUUUUAAAGGACGAAGAUAAAGUUGAUCAUAUAGAGAAUGUAGAGAUUACAGGCACACAAAAUGUCGACAUUGUGUCCACAGAAAACGAUAAAACUCAUGUUUUAGAGGAAGAAGAGAAAGUUGAUCUUGUAGAGGUAUGAAAGUUCAGCUAAUAUACAUUGUUUUAUAAUGGUAACUAGUUUGAUAUCAUUAUUACGAAGACCAUUUAAGAAAUCUCUUUCGAAAUUUGUCAUUUUUGGCGUUGUGUAGGGAAAUCCGACAAAGCAAGUUGAGGCGGCAUGAAGAAAGCGUGUAUAUAUAAUAUCAAGCAACUUUAAUCUGUGUUACAAAUACAAUAUGCACUACCGCACAGUCAAAUAUCUAUUGGUUAUUUAUUUCUUCUAUCUAAAAAAUAAAAAUUCAAAAAAAUUUAAUUUGGUUCAUUUAAACCUCAUUCUUUCCUACGUGUCAUAAGAAGAGAAAAAUCUCUACUUUAUUAUUUAAGAUAUAUACUAGGUAUGUUGUAUAGAUAUUUUUAUUUGUCCAAUUUUUAUUUCAAAAUUAUGUUGUAUAUAUAUAUUUUUAAUCGUAAUGUAUAUGUAAUUCAGGGUGGAACGGAAUGAUUAAUUGAUAAAAAAAGAAGGUAGGUAGCUGACUUAUUUUUUUGUGUGGAUGAAGUAUAUUUUUGUAUUGUUGUUUUUUUGUGUGGAUGAAGCUGUACGUGGAAUUGUGAAGCAUUUUUAUUGAUCCAUGAUGAUGAUAAUGUCUAUUAGGUUUAGUAGUAAAGAUAUAUUGUAAGGAAAUGGUGAAUUGUAUAUAACAGCCUUGGAAUUUGAAGUUUAAAUUUAAUUAGAAACUUAGCUUUAUUAUACUCUCACCGUAUCAUAUUAAGUAUCGUUUUAACUUUUUAAUUUUGUUUUAUUAUAAGUGUCGUUUUAUAUUUUUAAAACAAAUAUUAAAUGUUUUUUUCCAGUUUUUACCUUUACCUUUAAAUCAUUGAUUAAUAAAAUCAAACAAAAUAAUGUAUUAGAUAGGGGUAGAAGAGAAAAUUUAAUUAUUUUUUAAUUCUUAUGCAACAACUUUAAAAAAUACUUACAAGAGGGAGUAUUAUAUUUAUUUUAGGUUAUUAUUUGGUGGUUGUAUAUAUAUAUAUAUAUAAGAUUAUAUGUUCUUAGAUAAUUGUGGCAUAUAUGUUCUACUGUUUAGUUCAUAUUUAUUUUAGGGGUUUCGGUGCUUCAUGCUGAUUUUUACUAAUAUUGUUAUUUUAUUUUAGUCGAUGAUAUGAUGAGAUUUUAUAAAUCUAAAAUGACAUUGCAACCAUAGGUAGUUAUAAUGUAAAAAAUAUAUUGAGAUAAAUUUAAUUUUAAUAUUUCUCUUACAUCUAUUUUCCUUCAUUUCUUUUAAAUGUUUUUGUUUUUAGUUGGCAAGAAAAAAAUAUAUAUGUUAUUUUGAUUCAUAAUUUUUUUAAAGAACAGAUAACUACUCUUCAAAGUAAUUUCAUUCAUGUUCUUCAAAUGGGUUCAAUGUAUACUAUUAUUUGCGAAUUAAUUUUUGCAUUCGAACACUCAUGUUAAAACUUUGAUUGGUUAAUGUCAUUCUUAACCUUAACAAAUUUUAUUUAUAAUUUAUUAUAUGAUUUAAAACGAAUUUUUAUAUUAAUAAUUUUAUAUUUAUAUGUUAUAUUAGAUAAUUGAUUAUAACUUAAUAUAAUAAAAUUAUCUAAAUAAAAAAAUAUUAUUAAAAAGAUAAUUCUUAUAUAUAUUGUGUUGUUAUCUGAAAAUAGUAUUUUUGAAUGUAAAAUUUUAAAUUUAAAAAUUAAAAUUUAAAAUAAUCUAAAAUUAAAUAUUUAUCAACCAAAAAAAAUUUGUAUAAAGAUAUUUUCUAUUAUUCUUCCAAUAUGUGAGUGUUUGUAAAAUUUUAACACAAUAUAUUUAUUUUGAUGAAAAUUUUAGCAUAUGCAAAUAAUUUAAUAUUUGAUUUAAACUUUUUGAGAACCCAAAUAAUAAUUUCUCAUGUUGGCUUUUGAAUUAUUAAAACAUAAAUGCUUUGAAUGGUGACCAGAGAACGAAAGAAAACACUGAAUUCCUUAUCAUUCUCAAAAAAAAUCACCAUUCACAAGGAAUAGUUUUUCCUUCUUGUUCCUCCCCAUUCUUUUUUUCGUAGAGAAAUAUAGAACAAAAACAUUUCUUGUUAAAUUUGACAAGGAACAAACAUUCCUUUUCAUUCCUGCAAUUUUAUUCCUAUAUGUUCAUUUUCUAUUCGUUCUUCGUGUUCCCGAAAAGGUUACCAGUCGGAGCCAAAGUAAUAAAUAUUCAUAAACCGUAUUUCUGUAACCCCCAACCGUUAAUGGAUGCAUUGCCUAAUUUACCGAGAGUGCGUAUCAUUGGACUGGCUAAGCAACAAGCUCACCCGUCUAAACUGCAGUCAUCACAAUGUCUCCGACUAAAAGUAGAAGGCAAUGAGACACUGCCGUCUCAGCUGCUUUCCUCCAUUGCUCACACUAAUCCUUCACUUUUGUUAGGUUAGCUUCCGUGUCUUUUGUGUUUGUAGUUUCUACUUUCUUCUCAAUUUCACUUCUCAGACUCUGAGACUCUAUCUAUUCAUCAAACUCACUCACUUCUAUUAAAUCUGUAUUAAGCUUCUUUAAAUUGCCCACAUUUUCAUUUUCUUGUGUCUUAUCUAUCCAUUACCCCUUUGUGCAAAAUCUAUGCUUCAACUUUCCUCAUCUUAGUAGCUUGUUUCUGCUACUCCAACCGCAGAAUUCAAUUGGCUUAUCUCUUUCCUCGCAAGAAUUCAUACGUUCUUUCCAGAGUUUCCAUUUCCACUGCUGAUAAUAAGUCCUUUAUGUUUGCUCUUUCUUCCUCGAGCUAUCUAACACCUUUCUCUAAGUAUUUAGAUUUUUGUAUCUCAGAGUCAGUCUCAAAAAUCAUAACUUUCUUAUGUAUAUAUAGAACCAAAAUUUUAGAGAUUUUAGCCACACUACAACGUGAUCGUGUGUAGAAGCUAUCUUCAACCUCUACCAAGUUCUCUGUCCAAGAGAAACUAAAAAGGUAAGAUAUUUCAAAACUUUAAGUUGAAAACUUAGCCAGCAUGUGUGUUAGUUAUUAUUUUAGCUUAUGGUGGUUUUACUUGUUUGGUUGGUUAGAUCUUGUGAAAAAAUUGAUAU